CCGUUUCACGAAAUGUGCCGUUUUACGGAUUUGCUGUGCUGGUGUUCGGUGAAUUUAAUUAUACGUUGUUUUUUCCGUUUGUAUAGUGGAAUUGUACAUGUCUAGUGAUUUUUUAAAAAUUUGCUCUCUUGGUUUUAUAUACUUAAAUAAGGCAAGAAACACCUAUAUGUAGAUGAAGAUUGAAGACCUUUGACAGCUGCAGAGACGAUUGUUUUGUUUCGUUGUCAUAUGUAAUCUGGUUAGCUGCUGUUUGUGUUAUGAAUUUCAUAUAGCAAACUUUCUAGUUGGCAUGUAAUCUUCCUUGUAAAUACGGUAAUUCCUUUUUAGUUUUUUUUAACGUCCAAUAAUGGCCAAGCAAGGACUCGUUAAACAGCACAAGGUAAUCUCAUCCGGAAGGCUGCUCAGCGCUGGCAGAGGAACAGCAGGGAAAAAGAAGGUGCAAGGUAGAUGUCCAGCCCCUGUGGAUCCCUGUUAUUCGCUUUAUUCCACAGACUCUGAGGAUCAGGUUACAACCAUACACAAAGGACUAGAUCGAUGUGCUGCUUUGUUAAAUGGAAUUCUUAAGACUGAAAAAACAGAGGCCAAGUCGUCUUGCUCCAAACCUGAAAGACCAGCCCCCUCAAAAGCCAAAUCAAAAUUAGCUCCUGGAAAAAGUGAGGCUGUGAGGAUGAAGCCCCCGAGGCGGAUUUGCUCGAUCGCCCCCUCAAAUACGAGAUCAGCUGUCCAAAAGAAGAUUCUGUCCUCGCAGUUGUUCCCUGCAGUGCAAGAGCAGCACUGUAUUCACGUGUUAGAGACUCCCUUUGGACAGCCAGUGUCAGUACCCGAGACGGAGCUCUCCUCAAGGUCCAGGCCAGGCGUGGGUCAUCAGACACACAUCCAGAGCAGCCUCCCAAUCACAGAGCUGAAGAAUCCUCCUGUUUUUAAAUGCCGGUUGACAACCUCCACGCCAAUCUUGAGUGCCGACGGGGCCAAUAAUUCAGUGCCCAGUGAACCUUGUGUGUUGAAUUCCGCACUCUGCCAAAGGUGCUCUGGCAGAGAGAACUACGCACCCCUCAAAUCCGAUCAUCUUCCCUGUUCUGACCCAGCAGCCGUUGGGUCCUUGUGUGAAGAGCCCACAUGGGGCGCUAGGCUGACUCAGCAGAGCCCUGUGCCAGACAGCCAGGGGUCAGCACUGCAGCGGCCAGAGGGUCCAGCUUCUUUACAAGCACUGUGCGAUCCUAUGCAGCUGGAGCGAAGUGUGCCCGGUGUGGGGCCGCAUGGCGGGGGUGAACUCCAGCCGGGGGAAACAUCGGAGUAUAGCGAGGGCAGCUCAACGGAAGAUGAUGAGCUGGACUGUGUGGACGUCACACCUGUCAGGGAUAUGGGAUGUCAGAGUGGCCUUGAGAAGCAUCAAUCACCCCCCCGGGAAAAAUCUCUGAGCCCCGAGAAGACUGCCAAGAAAGUCCUGACUGUCAAGGGUCUCCUUGGGGAGUUGAAGGCACUGGUACUCAGAAAAGCUGACUGUGAGGCUCUUCGUUUAAUCGCCGAGGUCGAGCAGAGCAUCAAUCUCCUCCCCUCUUUGGUGGGCGGUACCAACGUCCAGGCGGAGAUUGCGCUCGCCGUCCAGCCACUGCGAAACGAGAAUGUGCAGUUACGAAGGCGUUUGAGAAUAGUCAACCAACAGUUGAUGGAGCGUGAAAGAGUGGAGAGAGAGGCCAGACCAGCAGAUUGCAACUUUGAAUUAAUCUCCCUGCAGUCCGUGAACCUGUCACUGCAGAGUCAGCUCAAGGAAGCUCAGAAAGACAUAGAAGCUCUUCAGAAGAGGAACAAAGUCCUACAACAGGAGAACAGCAAACUACGGAAAGAUGCAGAGGACAAACAGAGAGAGCUACAUGAGAGCAAGCAGCAGUGUGAGCUGGACAUCAGUCGCAUAAAAAUGGAUGUGGAUGCUGCUCUCUCAGAAAUGAAAAGCUGCCUGUCCAAACUCCAGGAGUCACAAGAGGAAAAGAACCUACUGAAUAUGCACCUCCAGCAGAAGGAGGCAGAGAUCAACAGGUUGAAAGAGCUGACCAGGCAUCUUCCUGAUAACCAAUCCGGUCUCUCAGAGUUUCAUCGGGAAAAUGAUGCAUUCAAUCCAACUUCACACCUGAGUAAAACUGUUUUGGACUUGUUUGAAGAUGAGCAGAAGGUGGCCUGCCCGUUUGAUCCUGCUUCUGAUCCUGUGCACGUGUACCUGAAGACUUUGGAUACAAGCGGCCAGGUGCCUUUGAAUCAUGGGUACUCUUCUGACAAACCCACUACUUGCUCUGGGUGGAACAGCAGAGGAACAGUCAAGCUGCCAGAAAGCUCCCGCUCACCAAAGCACAGAGAUAUUGCCACCACUGAGAAUAAGCUUUUUAAUUUCACCCUAUGCAAGGUUCCAGAGUUAGAGAAGAUCACCUACAUCCCAUUGAAAGAAACCAAAAAAGUACAGUCAGUAAGUCCACCAAAAUUGUUGGAAAAUAAAAACAUAGUGCUAAAUGGACAAGAGCCAAAGAUCUUAUCACACUCCUUGGAAAAAUUACACCUUUGCAAGAAUCAUUUAUCUGUUACUGAUCAUGACUUCCCUAUAACGAACUUGGCUGUGACUCAUCCUUCUCGUUCUAAAAACGUCACACCGUUAAGCGAACAGCAGCACCUUGUUCCUCCCAAAAACAUUGGAGUAAACGUGAACAGGGCCAGUGUGUCCACCCUGGAUUCUACCUUCUUGUCCUCCGAAGCCAAGUCCAUGGUUUCUAACUGCAGCUCCAGCUCCUGGACCACAUUCAACACCCAGGAUGAGCUGGACUUCAGGAGCGGGUUAGCAGCUCUCGAUGCCAGCAUUGCCAACCUCCAGAAGACACUCCAGUCUGAUCUCAAGAUAUGAGUUUUGACACCACUUAUGUGUUUUCAGUAGAUGCUAAGAUGUUUGAAUUGUAAGUAAAAAAGGAUUCAUUAGAUUUUUUUUAUUGGAACAACUAUUAAAAUUACAUAAUUUAACAGAAAAGCGUAGGAUUUUUAAUUUGGUGGCAAUUUUUUAACCAUCUGUUUUGAUGAAUUAUGGGUACAGUACUUUGUCAAAUCACAGGACAAGUUUUAAUGUAAACUAUUUUUCUGUAUUAUGUGUGCUUUUAAAUGUUGUUUUUCCACUUUUGCUAAUUUAAUAAAUAAUUUUUAAACCCAUCG
Molecule: messenger RNA, 3183 nt
Organism: Paramormyrops kingsleyae
Lineage: Eukaryota; Metazoa; Chordata; Actinopteri; Osteoglossiformes; Mormyridae
Gene: ccdc14
Product: coiled-coil domain containing 14
Biological process (GO): protein localization to centrosome
Cellular component (GO): centriolar satellite
Source: RefSeq, a predicted model, not a curated record